CCGUGACCGAGGGCUGCUUUGGGGCCGCGGCGCGGCGGGAGCGAUGGGGGAGGAGGCGGCUGGGGUGCGGCCCGAGCUGGUGCGCGAGGCGGAGGUCAGCCUGCUGGAGUGCAAGGUGUGCUUCGAGAGGUUCGGCCCCCGGCAGCAGCGGCGCCCGCGCAACCUGCCUUGUGGCCACGUGGUCUGCCUGGCCUGCGUGGCCGCCCUCGCGCACCCGCGGACGCUGGCCCUCGAAUGUCCCUUCUGCCGGCGAGGCUGCCGAGCCUGUGACACCAGCGAUUGCCUGCCAGUGUUGCACCUUCUGGAGCUCCUGGGCUCCACUCUUCACGCGUCCCCGGCUGCCCUCAGCGCCGCCCCCUGCGCGCCCGGGGUGCUCACCUGCCACCACGCCUUUGGCGGGUGGGGAACCCUGGUGAACCCCACCGGGCUUGCACUGUGCCCCAAGACCGGACGGGUCGUGGUCGUGCACGACGGUAAGAGGCGGGUCAAGAUCUUUGACUCCGGAGGAGGAGGUGCACACCAGUUUGGAGAGAAGGGGGACGCAGCGCAUGACGUCAAGUACCCACUGGAUGUCGCCGUCACCAGCGACUGCCACGUGGUUGUCACCGACGCUGGCGACCGCUCCCUCAAAGUGUUUGAUUUCUUCGGCCAGAUCAAGCUGGUUGUGGGGAAGCAGUUUUCCCUGCCUUGGGGUGUGGAGAUCACCCCUCAGAACCAGGUCCUGGUGACUGACGCAGAGGCGGGGACCUUGCACCUGCUGGAAGUGGAUUUUCCCGAAGGGGCCCUUCGGAGGACUGAGAGGCUGCAGGCUCAGCUGUGCGGUCCCCGUGGGGUGGCUGUGUCUUGGCUCACCGGGGCCAUCGCGGUCCUAGAGCACCCCUGGGCCUUGGGGACAGCAGGCAAUAGCACACGGGUGAAGGUGUUCAACUCCACCAUGCAGCUGAUUGGCCAGGUGGAUAGCUUCGGGCUGAACCUCCUCUUUCCCUCAAAAAUAACUGUCUCAGCUGUGGCCUUCGAUCACCAGGGAAAUGUGAUUGUUGCAGACACCUCUGGGCCAGCCAUCAUAUGCUUGGGAAAACCUGAGGAAUUUCCAGCCCUGAAGCCCAUGGUCACUCACAGUCUUUCUCGUCCUGUGGCACUGGCCUUCACCAAGGAUAAUUCUCUUCUUGUGCUGGAUACUGCAUCCCAUUCUAUAAAAGUCUUUAAAGUGAUGGAGGGUAAUGGGGGGUGAUUGGGAUUCUGGGGCCUGGAGUCAGAAGUCCUGGUGUCCUCAGGAGUGACUUGCGCCCUGGAUGGGUCACUGUCACUCACCCGUCCAAGCAGGAACAGUGGUAACGCCCGGCAGAAGUACUGGCUUUGAGGCAGUUAUUAAAGACUAGUAAUUACAUUUGUCAUUUAGUGAGUGCCUAUCCUAGUGUUAAGAAAUUUACAAAUCUUAGCUCAUUUGCUCCUUAACGCACCGAGAUAUCAUUUCUAUUAUUAGUCCCAUUUUAGAGAUGAGAAAACAGAUCCAGAGAAUUUAAUAUGAUUUUUUUUCCAGUCGUGUUUACUGGGACAAUCACAAUUGAACUCAAUUCUGACUCUAAAUAUGAUGCCAGAUGUAAAUAAACCAAAGUGAGCGUGUCUUAUGUAGGCUCCCCCUACAAGUAGCUAACUGGUUAAGUGCACAAAGACACAGAAGAAAGAGGUCUCCAUGGAGUUUUCAGGAGAAAACGGAUUCUGUGUGGGUCGCAGUCACCUUCAGCUGGGAGCUCCCCCGAUGGCGGAGUACAUAGAUUAUUACUGAUCCCAAGACUUGAGUCAGAAGCACAGUGGAACUCUCCUGAUAAGGCAAAGGUUGCCUAGUUGGUAGUGUAUGCCAAUUGCCCCAGCACCUGGGAAGAUCUGGAGCUCAGUGCCAUCUACAGCUGUCUAGUUGGAGGCUAGGCUGGGCUACAUGACAUUCUGUCUUUUUUUUGUACUUGCUGUCCGUGCUUCCUCCUCCACGGGCACGGGGGACAUCCCUGAGUGAUGGUUUGAGCAAAGCUUGUAGAACCACUGCUUGCCAGGGGCAUGGACAGAUGAAACUCUCGUGUUAAUGGGGCAAUGUCGCCCCAGAGCAUUCAUGGCAGGAAUGGUUUUGUUUGCUAUGUCGUGAUCUCGGCCGCCGCCGCCGGCAGGGCUUUGUGAUGGGAGUUUUCUCUGUGCACUUUAAAAUGUGAUUCCAACACUGUGUAUUCAAUAAACAGUUUCCUCAUCCUUCUAGAGCACUGUAAACAUGCUUUGCGCUGAAGCAUAACCUUGGCCCACAUGAGGGCUCCUUAAUUCUGCAGUUAAGGAAAGGAAUAGGAGGAAAUUUGGAUGAAGUGCUGAUCCUUUGUCUAUUUUAUUUGUUUAUUUUUUUAAGCAAGCGCAAAAAUCUUCAAGUUUAGGGCUGCCAAAAUUAUACCAAAUAACUUAAACUUCUAAAGCAGCAGGGAAAUGUUUUCUGGGGGACACUCUUGAAAGGUGACAGUUUGCUUAUAAUGACGGAUGCUAUGUCAGCAAAAAUAGUAUUCUUUUCUGCAAAGAAGCUGUUUGUUUCUGAGACAAGGUCUUGUAUAUCUUAGGCUGGCCUUGGACUUUCUCAGUAGCCAAGGGUGACCUUCAACUUCUGAUGCUCCUGAGUCCAUCUCCCAUGUGCUGGCUUACAGGCUCGCACUGAAGUGCCCAGGGCUCUCUGGUGCUGGAGCUGGAUCGAACCCAGGGCUUCAGACACGCUAAACAAGCACUCUACCAACUGAGUUACAAAGUUUUAAAAGAGGUGUUGUAUCCACUGAAGGCUGCCUCAAAAGUAUGAGUGAGACAUCCUCCAAAAGAUAUAAAAGCUGACAUUGGGAGCCCAAAGAGAAAGCCUAGCUCCCAGGCCAGUCCAUAAAAGUCCAUGUUGCU
Messenger RNA from Peromyscus leucopus (white-footed mouse), 2910 nucleotides. RefSeq names its product NHL repeat containing E3 ubiquitin protein ligase 1 (gene Nhlrc1). Gene Ontology annotation, molecular function: translation repressor activity; protein binding; ubiquitin protein ligase activity. Gene Ontology annotation, biological process: negative regulation of translation; proteasome-mediated ubiquitin-dependent protein catabolic process; protein polyubiquitination. The coding region runs from base 44 to 1231 and encodes 395 amino acids. NCBI's taxonomy places the organism in Eukaryota, Metazoa, Chordata, Mammalia, Rodentia, Cricetidae. The record is from RefSeq and is a predicted model, not a curated record. The transcript has a single exon.